AUGUUAAGUUUAAGACGAUUGGAUCCCAAUCAUGCAGCAAAUCGUUCAACAACGGGUAAAAAAAUACGCGAUCCGAAAUGCGCAUUGUGUUCUGCACAUGGCAAUAAACAACCGCUGAGAGGACACAAAAAAGCGCAGUGUCCAUUUUUGAAAUGUGGAUGUCAUCUGUGUGGUUUGGUUGAAAAUCGUCGAACACUAAUGGCUCGUCAAAUAAAACUACGACGAGAUCAACAGAAGCAGCGGAAAGCUCAGCUUAAUGCUGCUGCUGCAGCUGCUGCAACGCUUUCAACCACAAUAACAACAACAACAACAACAACAACAACAACAACAACAACAACAACAACAACAACAGCAACAAACAUUGCUACAAACAAUUUAAUCAUAGAGCAAUCGAAUUUGGAAACUGAACGAGAGCGAUUUACUACUGUACCAGAUAAUAAUAGAAAAAUAGAGGAACCGGUACGUGUACCACCGCUUCUACCAGUAUUCCCAAAACCACAAAUUAUGGAACCCAGAGCACCGGUCCCAAUAAUCUUUCAGCCAACUGCGAUAUUACCGACAUCACCAAUGUUUAUUUCACCAAUGGAUAAUAUCGAUUUACGCUUCAUGUCACUAAAUUAUCAUCAUAUGAUGAAUCCAAUACCGUUUCAGUUUACUCCAAUGUUACCGUAUGCGCCAACAUUACCGUUCCUAUCAGCACCUUAA
Messenger RNA from Acanthocheilonema viteae, 705 nucleotides. NCBI's taxonomy places the organism in Eukaryota, Metazoa, Nematoda, Chromadorea, Rhabditida, Onchocercidae. The record is from the annotation of a GenBank genome assembly.